This is a messenger RNA of Salvelinus namaycush (lake trout), 3565 nucleotides long. Its product is annotated as membralin-like. Gene Ontology annotation, cellular component: endoplasmic reticulum. Bases 861 to 2981 code for a protein of 706 amino acids. NCBI's taxonomy places the organism in Eukaryota, Metazoa, Chordata, Actinopteri, Salmoniformes, Salmonidae. The transcript has 11 exons. The record is from RefSeq and is a predicted model, not a curated record. Gene Ontology annotation, biological process: response to endoplasmic reticulum stress; positive regulation of ERAD pathway.
UCGACUCUUCUUGUCAGGCUUUCUUUCUUAAAUUUUGUCUUGCCUUAUUGUUGCUUCCCAGGCUAUGUUAAGGAAUCGUUGAGAGUAUUGCAGCAACUAACUAGCAAGGGAUGAUUUUUUUUCAAGAAUCAAGCACAAACUGGAAUCAUAGUUAUCAUUUCCAUCUGAGAUAUAUGAUCGACAGUCUCGACUAAAAAGUAAUAAGGCAGUUCUCAUGGUAGAGCUUGAACGUCGUCAGCGACACUAGCUAGUAGCGUAUUGUAGCGUGAGUAGGGUAUUAAUAACUUUAUUGGGACAUUUCUGGUGAUUGGCAAUGAGACAACUGCAUAACAGCGAAUUUAACAUAAUAUACUAAGAAUAUACCUCGAGAACACCAUAAUCGUCAAUGUUUCUUCGGAAGGUUGCGUGGUAGCUAGCAUGAUAGCUAUGUUGCAGGUAACUAGAUUGCUAGCCUGGGUGUGAAUGUUGACUGACUGACGCUUAGUUAUAAGGCCUACAACUUAACAUUGCUUAUUGUAAAGAAGAUUUUGACAUUCCUUCAAGUGCCAUUGUUAACUAGAUUAAUACAAACCGUUUGCUUGCUAGCUAAAUUGUAUUGAAACUCAUUAGCUAACUUUAGUGGAACGAGUUUGUAGCCGGAUAAUCUAUUUCUACGACAUGGUCGUAGUGCAGCACAGCCCAUUAAGACAUCAAAUUGGUCACCUCUAGAAAUGGACUGUUCUGUGUAAACUGACAGCUGCUUUAUUGCAUUGGGUUAAUGCAGUUUUGCACCAUUCUACAGUUGGGGAGUUUUUGGUGCCACGUUUGACCUGGAUUGAGAUAGCUAACAAGCCACUAUCAAUCGUCUUGCCAGAGAUAAAAUGUCAGAAAACCAGGGCAACGCGAACAACAACGUCCCGCAAAAUAACAAUGGCGGGGCGAACAGGAUACGAAACCCUAAUAUCAACCAAAACCCACUCAUCAGUGUUCGAGACAGACUUUUCCAUGCCCUAUUCUUCAAGAUGGCAGUUACCUAUGCCAGAUUGUUUCCACCGUCUUUCAGAAGAAUCUUCGAGUUUUUUAUCCUACUAAAGGCACUCUUUAUUCUCUUCAUCCUGGCCUAUAUCCACAUCGCUUUCUCACGCUCGCCUAUCAACUGCCUGGAGCACGUUCGGGAGAAGUGGCCGCGUGACGGCAUCCUGCGAGUGGAGAUCCAGCGCAACUCGUCGCGUGCGCCCAUCUUCCUGCAGUUCUACGACUCAGACGGUCUCCAGGGCCUGGUCAAGGAGCCGGAGGGGGAGGGAGGAGGAGGGCUGGGCCUGGCCGCGCUCCACCACGAGGAGGAGGACGAGGAGGAGAUGACCCUGGAGAUGUUUGACAACAGUUCUGUGAGGUUUGAGCUUGACAUCGAGCCGCGGCUGAAGCCCUCACUGAGUGGUGGGGGAGGGGGCCUCAACGACAGCCAGGACCUCUCCUUCAGCCAGGCGCCCACUAAAGUGUGGCCUCAGGAGGAUUACAUAGUGGAGUACUCUCUGGAGUAUGGCUUCCUCCGCUUGUCCCAGACCACCCGGCAGCGCCUCAACAUCCCUGUCAUGGUCGUCACACUGGACCCCAUGAAGGAUCACUGCUUUGGGGACAGCUUCAGUCGCCUCCUCCUGGAUGAGUUCCUGGGCUACGAUGACAUCCUGAUGUCUAGUGUCAAGGCCCUGGCAGAGAACGAGGAGGACAAAGGCUUCCUCAGGAAUGUGGUGUCCGGAGAACACUACCGAUUUGUCAGCAUGUGGAUGGCUCGCACCUCCUACCUGGCUGCCUUUGUCAUCAUGACCCUGUCAGUGUCUAUGCUGCUGCGCUAUUCCCACCACCAGAUCUUUGUCUUCAUUGUGGACCUUCUGCAGAUGUUGGAGAUGAACAUGACUAUUGCUUUCCCAGCAGCGCCUCUGCUUACCGUCAUCCUGGCUCUCGUGGGCAUGGAGGCCAUCAUGUCGGAGUUCUUCAACGACACCACCACCGCCUUCUACAUCAUCCUCAUCGUGUGGCUGGCCGACCAGUACGACGCCAUCUGCUGCCACACAAACACCAGCAAACGUCAUUGGCUGAGGUUCUUCUAUCUGUAUCACUUUGCGUUUUACGCCUACCACUACCGCUUCAACGGCCAGUACAGCAGCCUGGCUCUGGUCACCUCCUGGCUCUUCAUACAGCACUCCAUGAUCUACUUCUUCCACCACUAUGAGCUUCCGGCCAUCCUGCAACAGAUCCGCAUCCAGGAGAUGCUGCUGCAGAACCAGCUGGCGGGCCAGGGGGGCAACCAGACGGCCCUGCAGGACAACCUCAACAACAACACCACCACCGCUGCAGCAGCCCCAGCUCGGGGAGGGGAAGCCAACGGCCAGGUCCGACCGCCAGAUGAGCCCCUGGCUUCUUCAGUGGCCCAGGUCCAAGGUUCAGCGACCCUGGCUUCCCAGUCAAACGGCCUGGCCAGGAGCGCCACGUUAGAAGGGGCCGUAGGAGAGUUGACGACGGAGCUGGACUGGUUGGCGGAGACGACAGCCAUCAUCACGGAGGCCUUGUCCUCCUCAGCCCCCCAACCUGGGGGGUCUUUGCUGGAGAGCACGGCAGGGGGAUUGCUGGGGGAGGCCAGAGGGGUGGGGAGGGUUGGUGUUUCUGAGGCAGGCCUCAGCGUGGUGGCGGAGAUUCGAAUGGCGGGAGGUGGUGGAGGAGAGAGCACAAGUGGUACCGGUCCCAGCUUGAUGGCAGUGGAAAUCAAAACCAUAGUGGCCUGUAGAGGCAGUGCAGCAGGAUCAGGCCUGCCUCCUCCCUCUCCAAUGGGAGGACUCCAGGAAGCAGAGACUUGCUUCUCUAGUGUCAGGCCGUCCCUUCCUCAACCACCUUUUCCACACACAGACUGCAGUAGGGCAGUGGUUGGGGAGCCAGAAUGCCCCAGGCAGAGCCCCACAGAUUGGGACUCCAAGACAGAGGAAGCCCCCAGCCCCACUCCAUCCUGAGCCCCCCCACACACACAUGCUCCCAUACGCAGAGGAAACAUAUAUCUUCUCCCCCUCAAUUCUUCUUCCAACACUGCAAGAUGCCGACGUGGCUUUAUUCCUGUAAUGUCAUUCUUACGACACCAAGGAGAAGAAGAGGGGGAUGGGAAGCUGAGGAAAAGAAAAGCCCCGCCCCUCAACUUCUCUUCAAAGGUGUGCAAUUGUUCGGAAAUGGCUAUCCUGACAUACAUUUUGUUGCCUUGAGAUUUAAAAAUGUUUUGGGGAGGAAAAUGUAUUUGUAAAAUAAUCAAUCCUAUUGCAUUGGUGAUAUACAAUUCCUUAAAGAUGAUGAUUCUGUUGGUUAGAGGGUGUCUCGACUGGCUUUGGAAAUGGCGGUGUAUGUUUCCUUUUGAGAGCACAGUGGACUACAAGGCUGCAACACAUGACCUCUUGUCCUAUCCAUCCAUUCAUUCCAUCUGGUCCUCAAACCCAUAAAAAAACAACCAUGUGUUUUGAGUUGCUCAUUUUUCUUUCAGAACUGUUAAACAGGCUAAUAAAGUUGCUGUGGUUUGUCAUGAUACUUGGCCAAACCCCACUUCUCACAA